Messenger RNA from Rhipicephalus sanguineus (brown dog tick), 2064 nucleotides. Its product is annotated as arginine-glutamic acid dipeptide repeats protein-like. The record is from RefSeq and is a predicted model, not a curated record. The transcript is spliced from 4 exons. NCBI's taxonomy places the organism in Eukaryota, Metazoa, Arthropoda, Arachnida, Ixodida, Ixodidae. Bases 1 to 2064 code for a protein of 687 amino acids.
AUGUUACCAAAUAAGACGCGCCGCAGAAGCAAGUCGGGACGCCGGCGGGGAAGUAAGAAAGAUGACCCGUUUGGGGCCACAGCUCCAGAUGACGCGGAAGGAGUCUCGCCCACACUCCGAGAAAAGGACAUGGAGUCGGCAAUCACGAUGGAUCUCGGCGCCGGCGUUCCGUAUCAGGGUGCACCCAUCGGAAAGCAACAACCACCACCACCUACCCAGCCGGCGCCCGACCAGCCAGCGUCGAUUAUGGCACCCAAGAAAGAAAGGAAACGUCACCGCCGCCGUCGCAAGCAUUCUACAUUACAGGUCGACGAAGGUACCGAGACUACAGCGGCACCCAUCCCUCCUGAAGCGCUUAGUUCAGGCACAGCGGCGGGCACCUCGGGUACAACAGCCGUGCCUAAGAGGAAAGGCACGACUGCUAGUGGGAAGGUGCCGCCGCAAAUGGCCGUCGUGACGUCUGGACCACUUUUACAAGGUGCAGCCGCCGACGCGGGAUACUUAUUAGGCGGCACCCAACAGGCCGCGCCAGCACCACCUCCUCCUGUCAUGGUGGCACCAUUAGGGUCAUCGACGGCUGCUCCGACUGCCCCGUAUCCGCCAGAGCGUCUGCCAGGGAUGCCCGUCACAGCUGCGCAACAAGAACUGUAUUCGGGGCAAGUUGCUGACUUUGGCAAGGCGACCCCUUCUGGCUCUGAGCAACAGGCAACAACCACCCGCACAGCCACUGUGGCGGCGUUGGUUCCUCCACUGGUACCUCCGGCGCAAGAUAUUCCGCAGAAAAUUGAUGAAGCCUGCGCUGCGCUCAGCGAGUUAGCGAUGCAGCAGUGUGAACUCCCAAGUGCCGACCCUUCUACGUCUACUGCUGGUGGCACCCACCACACGGCGGCUCGGCCCAACGGUGCAAUAAGACAACGGUCACCAUCGCUGGCGCGCAUGGCUGCGAAGUAUCCACAAGUUUCUCAGCAAACGGGAGGCUCCAUUGGGGCUGGCGGCCAGCGACUGAGUGGUCAACCGUCCGCAAUGCGGCCGAUCUACAGCAUAGACGCUGCUUAUGCACAACAGCCAAAUCGAGCUCCCAACUACAGUCAAGCAUCCCAAAAUGCCAUGCCUACAAGCAUCGGCGACGCAAGUGCGACCCGGACCUACUUUCAGCCCCCGCAGACGCCUCAGCCAGCACGGAACGUCGGACCGCAAACCGCUAUAGCUGCUGUAACGAACACAUCCGCGGUUCCUUCUCAAAGGAACAUGAUGCCUGAGGCUAUGGAUACCAGCAGCACUCGUCAUGGUCGCAGUGCCUUCAGCUCAGCCGUUAAAUCUACACAGCAGGCUGGCGAACAUUUCCAUGCUGGGACUUCUGUCGAGACGGAGGCCGUCAGAACCGCACCCCCGCCUAGCCGGCCGAGCACUUCCAGAGAGGAGCGGCCAAUUCCCGCUAAAAAAGUAAUAGCUUGGACCAUGAAUAAGACGGCCGCAACGCGCGCCUGUCAUCCACGUUCAGUACCGACAUCAUCCAGGCCUUCUGAGCAGCCUGUUCCGUCUACUUCGAGCAGGAAUGUCUCAGAAACAACGAUCAGCUGUUGCCAUAAGUGUCACAGCUGUGCCAGUGAGAAUCGCAGUUACCCGGACGAUCUGUGCGGCGCGAGCUUGGAGCAGAUUCUUCGACACGACGACGACAUUCGCUGGGACGAGCAGCUCCGCGAGCGUAGCCGGCAACUGCGCGAAGAGAGAAUUCGCCAAGAGGAGAGGCUUGAGCAGCGGCAGCGCAUGCAGGACCAGGAACGACUGCUCCGCGAGGAGCGACAGUUCCUGGCCGACCUUGAGCGAAGACGUGAGGCCGACAAGGCUUUGCAGCGGGCACUCGAGAGGGAGAGUGAAGCGGAAGCCAGGGCCACGGCAGCCGUCUUGCAGAUUUUGGCCAGCACGCAGGAUCAAGAAAUAGCUCGCUCAUCCGCUGGUGCCAGCCAAGACAACCAGACGGCAGCAGAACAAGAGGACGCACUAUCAUCGAGCGAGGAUGAUGCUGUGAUCGGAAGCCAGGUGAUCACGCGUCUUGUAGUCUGA